This is a messenger RNA of Gregarina niphandrodes, 894 nucleotides long. RefSeq names its product DnaJ domain protein. Gene Ontology annotation, biological process: protein refolding. The transcript has a single exon. Gene Ontology annotation, cellular component: cytoplasm; cytosol. The record is from RefSeq and is a predicted model, not a curated record. The coding region runs from base 1 to 894 and encodes 297 amino acids. Lineage: Eukaryota; Apicomplexa; Conoidasida; Eugregarinorida; Gregarinidae. Gene Ontology annotation, molecular function: Hsp70 protein binding.
AUGUUCUUUGGUGGCGGUGGUCGCCGCCGGGGUCCGCCGCGGAGUGACGAUGUGCAGUCUAAGAUUGCGUUUAACUUGGAGGAUUUCUUUAACGGGGCUACGAAGAGUAUGGCGAUUAAUCACGACGUGAUUUGCGAGGAGUGUAAGGGUGAAGGUGGUCCGCUGGAUGCUAUUCAAAAGUGUGAGGACUGUGGUGGCAAGGGUAUCCAACUGCUGUAUGAGCGUAUGGGGCCCAUGAUCCGUCAGUCGCAGGCUCCUUGUCGUGCAUGUGGGACGAAGGGCAAACGCUGCGCACCGGGAAAGCAGUGCAAGAAGUGCAGCGGUAAGGGAGUAGUACGGGAGCGCAAGGUGGUGGAAGUCCACCUGCCGCGUGGCGCUCCGGAUGGCCACCGAGUCACCUUCACUGGGGACGCGGAUCAGGUGCCCGGCCAGUUGCCCGGGGACGUCAUCUUCAACUGCGUGCAGCGACCGCACGAUGUAUACACCCGCCGAGGAGAUGACUUGUUCAUGACCAAGGAGAUUACUCUUAAGGAGGCACUCUGUGGAGGUGGGUUCUACAUACGCACUCUCGACCAGGAGGAGAAAUUCAUCCAGCUGAACCAGACCAUAAAACAAGAUCAGGUUCUAGCUGUCGAAAACGAAGGCAUGUCCCGUAACGGAUCCAUGUUCGUGCGCGGCAACCUCUUUAUUCGCUUCGAUAUCAAAUUCCCCACUCUCUCCGACGCCGAAAAGAAAAUACUCGAAAAAGCACUCAAGGGAGACCUUUUGAAGCCGCGCCCGGACAGCGAAGUACUCUCUCUCAAAUACAUCGACCCCAAGACCCAAGACCGACGGGGAGAUGACGAGGACGAAUAUGAACAAGGCCCCGGAAACGUACAAUGCAAACAAGCUUAG